Lutzomyia longipalpis is the source of this 9519-nucleotide messenger RNA. RefSeq names its product kinesin-like protein KIF13A (gene Khc-73). Gene Ontology annotation, cellular component: microtubule; kinesin complex. Lineage: Eukaryota; Metazoa; Arthropoda; Insecta; Diptera; Psychodidae. Gene Ontology annotation, molecular function: ATP hydrolysis activity; microtubule motor activity; ATP binding. The record is from RefSeq and is a predicted model, not a curated record. The transcript is spliced from 16 exons. Gene Ontology annotation, biological process: microtubule-based movement; cytoskeleton-dependent intracellular transport. Bases 287 to 6037 code for a protein of 1916 amino acids.
CUUCAGUAGUUACGGCGCUGGUGUUCCGGAUGGACAUAAUUUUCGUUCUAAGUGUGAAAGAGGAAAAUUUGCUUUUUGAAAAAAUGUGUAAAUAGUGCGAUUUUCUCUAGCUAAAUAGUUGUGAAAACCACUGAGAGUGCAGCUGCAGUCACGGUGGUGUCCUUUUGUGUUGUUUGUGUGAGUUCUCGUGCAUUUUCUGGGCUGUUUUUGAGUGAUUGAAAAUUUGGUGGGUAAAUCCACACACACAGUGCGAAAAAGAGGAGGAGGAUUUUGUGAGGAGAAAAAAAUGGCAACGGAUAAAGUCAAAGUGGCCGUUCGUGUGAGACCCUUCAACCGACGAGAGUUGGAGCUUGGGACACAAUGUGUGGUGGAAAUGGAGGGUCAGCAGACCAUUCUGCACAAUGUUACGAAUAUGGAUAAAAUGGAUCGAAAACAACCAAAGACAUUCGCUUUUGAUCACUGCUUCUAUUCAACGGACUACGAUGCAACACAUUUUGCGUCACAGGAAACAGUAUUCGAUUCCGUUGGCAGAGACAUCCUGGACAAUGCAUUUCAGGGAUACAAUGCAUGUAUAUUUGCAUACGGACAGACAGGAUCUGGAAAGUCCUACACAAUGAUGGGCACGGGAGAUAGCAAAGGAAUCAUUCCACGUCUCUGUGAUGAGCUCUUCUAUGAAAUUUCCCAUCGACAGACCCCGGAUUUGUCGUACAAAGUGGAAGUGAGCUACAUGGAGAUUUACAAUGAGAAGGUGCACGAUCUCCUCGAUCCAAAGCCCAAUAAGCAGAGUCUGCGCGUGCGUGAGCACAAUGUCCUUGGGCCCUAUGUAGAUGGGUUGUCGCAGCUGGCUGUGACGUCCUUCCUGGACAUUGACAGCCUCAUGGCGGAAGGGAAUAAAUCCCGAACGGUGGCAGCGACAAAUAUGAAUGCGGAAUCAUCUCGAUCGCACGCCGUGUUCUCCGUCGUGCUCACGCAGACACUCACGGAUCGCGAUACAAAUGUGAGCGGUGAGAAGGUGUCAAAAAUCUCCCUGGUGGAUUUGGCGGGAAGUGAGAGAGCCGUGAAGACGGGAGCUGUGGGUGAUAGGCUGAAGGAGGGGAGCAACAUUAAUAAAUCCCUCACGACGCUGGGUCUUGUGAUAUCGAAGCUGGCCGAUCAGUCGGGUGGGAAGGCGCGAAAUGACAAAUUUGUCCCGUACCGGGAUUCCGUGCUCACGUGGUUGCUGAAGGACAAUCUCGGUGGGAAUUCGCGAACUGUGAUGGUGGCCACAAUUUCUCCGGCGGCAGACAACUACGAGGAGACCCUGUCGACGCUCCGCUAUGCGGAUCGUGCAAAGAGAAUUGUGAAUCAUGCUGUGAUCAAUGAGGAUCCCAAUGCGAGAAUAAUCAGGGAGCUAAGGCGCGAAGUGGAGCAACUCAGGGAGAUGCUGAAGCAUGCCACGGGGAGCCCAGUGGGGGAUAUUCAGCGUGGUGACAUUCACGACAAAUUGGCCGAGAGUGAGAAUCUUAUGAAGCAGAUCUCGCAGACGUGGGAGGAGAAGCUCGUGAAGACGGAACGGAUACAGAAUGAGCGGCAGCAGGCGCUGGAGAAGAUGGGUAUUAGUGUUCAGGCGAGUGGGAUAAUGGUGGAGAAGAACAAGUACUACCUUGUUAAUCUCAAUGCGGAUCCCUCCCUCAAUGAGCUGCUGGUGUACUACCUGAAGGAGCGUACCCUCGUGGGGGGACGUAGUGUGGCACAGCAACCGGAUAUCCAACUCCUCGGGUUGGGUAUUCAGCCGGAGCACUGCACAAUCACCAUUGAGGACGGGGGGUUGUUUAUGGAGCCCAUAAAUAAUGCCCGGUGCUGCGUCAAUGGGUUUCCGGUGGCGGAUAAAACGGCACUCCACAAUGGGGACAGGAUUCUCUGGGGGAAUCAUCACUUCUUCAGGGUCAAUUGCCCCAAAGGCGCCACCGCUGGGGGGUUCAGUAGUGUGGCGUCCGAACCCCAGACCCCGGCACAGCCGAUCGAUUACAACUUCGCCCGGGAGGAGUUGAUGCAGAAUGAGUUGAGUAAUGAUCCCAUUCAGACGGCCAUUGCACAGCUCGAACGGCAGCACGAGGAGGACAAGCAAGUGGCGCUCGAGAAGCAGAGACAGGAGUACGAGAAGCAAUUUCAGCAGCUGCGAAAUAUUCUGUCACCAACCACUCCAUACGCCCCAUAUGCUCCAUAUGACCCCAUCCGUAUGGGUAAGAUAACCCCGUGCACCCCCACGACACAGAUGCGCAUGGAGAAGUGGGCACAGGAGCGCGAUGAGAUGUUCAGGCGGUCCCUGGGGCAGCUCAAGACGGACAUAAUGCGUGCCAAUGCCCUCGUGCAGGAGGCCAAUGUCCUUGCGGAGGAGAUGGAGAAGAAGACCAAAUUCAGCGUCACGCUGCAGAUUCCACCGGCGAAUCUCAGUCCAAAUCGCCGAAGAGGAGCCUUCGUGAGUGAACCGGCCAUCCUGGUGCGUCGCAUGAAUCAGGGCAGUCAAAUCUGGAGUAUGGAGAAGCUGGAAAACAAACUCAUUGACAUGCGAGAGAUGUAUCAGGAGUUCAAGGAUCGUCCAAUGGCAAUGGCAAUUGAGGAGCCACCGGAAUUAAUUAUACCAGAUGACGAUGAAGAGGAUGAGAGCAAAAAGGCAAUGGAUCCAUUCUAUGAGUCUCAGGAAAAUCACAAUCUUAUCGGUGUUGCCAACAUUUUCCUCGAAGUUCUCUUCCAUGACGUCAAGUUGGACUACCACACGCCAAUUAUAAGUCAACAAGGUGAGGUAGCUGGUCGCUUGCAGGUGGAAGUAACGCGGAUAGCCGGGCAAAUGCCGCAGGAUCGGAUGUGCGAGACGGGAUCGGAUAAUUCCUCCGAGGGCAGCCGGGAUGAUGAGUAUGGGUGCGAUGGGGUGUCGAAUCAAAUAACCUGCCGUGUGAGCAUAAAGCAAGCCACGGGGCUACCCAUUUCGCUCUCCAACUACGUCUUCUGCCAGUACACCUUCUGGGGGCAUCAGGAGACCGUUGUGCCCGUUGUCAAUUCCGAACUGAUCAGCCACAAUGAGAAUAAUAUCUACAAAUUUGAGCACGUGCAGGACUACACGGUGCAGGUGAGCGAGGAAUUUCUCGAGCAUGCCGCCGAGGGGGCGUUGAGUAUUGAAGUUUGGGGCCACAGAUCGAUGGGCUUCUCGCAGUCGAAGGAGUGGGAGGUGGAGCACAAGGAAGCCAAAGCACGGAGUCUUGUUGAUCGAUGGGCUGAGUUGUCGCGGAAAAUUGAGCUCUGGGUGGAGAUUCAUGAGCUGAAUGACAAUGGGGAGUACACACCGGUUGAGGUGUCGAAUAGGAAUGAAGUUCUCACGGGUGGUGUGUACCAGGUGCGUCAGGGGCAGCAGCGGAGGAUUCAGGUGCGCGUCAAGCCAGUCCAGAACUCCGGCACAUUGCCCAUAAUUUGCCAGUCAAUUCUCAGCAUUGCCGUGGGCAGUGUGACGGUGCGAUCACGCCUCCAGAAGCCGCUGGAUUCGUACCAAGAGGAAGAUCUCACGGUGCUGCGAGAUAAGUGGAGUGAAGCACUGGGCAGGAGGCGGCAGUACCUUGAUCAGCAGAUUCAGAAACUCAUCAAUAAGGAUGACAAAUCGGACGAGGAGAAGGAACGCGAAUUGAGUCUCGUACAUCAGUGGGUAUCGCUGACUGAGGAGCGAAAUGCCGUUCUUGUUCCCGCACCCGGCUCUGGGAUUCCCGGUGCACCAGCUUCGUGGGAUCCAUCACCGGGAAUGGAGCCGCAUGUACCUGUUCUCUUCCUCGACCUCAAUGCCGACGAUCUGACCACCCAAAAUGCCACGGAUGAGCUCUCUGUUGUGGGACUCAACUCCAUUCUGCCAAAGGAGCACGGCAAUAAAUUCUACACGUUGCAGCUUCUCCAGCAUCUGGAUAAAGAUAUCUGCGCCAUUGCCAGUUGGGACUCAUCUAUGCACGAUAGUCAAUCACUUAAUCGCGUCACAGAAGCAAAUGAACGAAUCUAUUUAAUAUUGAAAACGACUGUAAGACUGUCACAUCCUGCCCCAAUUAAUUUAGUUUUAAGGAAACGCCUAGCACUGAAUAUUUACAAGAGGCAGAGCCUGACGGAUCGCAUCAAGAAGUUCCGUCUGGGGCGCUUUGACAACACGAUAACACAGACGGGUGUCACAUACGAGGUUGUCUCGAAUAUCCCCAAAGCCAGCGAGGAGCUGGAGGAGCGUGAAUCACUGGCACAGAUUGCCGCCAAGGGGGAGGAUUGUUCAGCAAGUGAUGGUGAAACUUAUAUUGAGAAAUACACAAAGGGAGUGUCUGCCGUUGAGAGCAUCCUCACGUUGGACAGGUUGAGGCAGAGUGUGGCUGUGAAGGAAUUGGAACAAGCCCAGGGGCAACCGUUGUCCAUGAGAAAGACCGUCAGUGUACCCAACUUCUCACAGAUAAUGCGAUUCGACACAUCAAUGGAGUCACUUAUCACAGUUGGACGCUCCGAAUCAUUUGCUGAUUUGAAUAAUCCAGAAUAUGGGGUGUCUCGGUCGUUUAUGGCUUCACAAGUUCAUCGUGAUCUCUUCUCUCAAUCGGGAAAUAGUCGCGAUUUUGGCAUGAGGAGUCGCCACAGUUUUGGCGGAAAGGGCGGAAGUGAGGAUGCAAUGCCCGGAAGUGGAAAACCAUUUGGCAUAGCUCGACCGACCUUCCUUAAUCUCAAUUUGAAUCUAAACUCAUUGAGGUUGCAGCAGCCGACAAAACCAUCACCAGCUAAUAGCAAAUUGGGUGGUUUCCGCAUGACAACCCUCCAUGAGGAGCCACUUGGGCAGAAGGCCCUCCUGGAGGAACCGGAGGACAGCUACAGUGACCCAGAGUAUGGGGACUAUGAAGCGUAUGAGGUGAAAGCUUCGCAGAAAGUGAAGACAAUGUCCCGAAUGACAGGAUCCAGGACAAUGGACUCCCUCAUGGACAUUGGAAGUUCCUCUGGGCACCUCAUGAACUUCACCAGCACUUCCACAUCGUCGAAUUCCUCAACAACGUCAUCCAAUUCAUCAGCUUCAAGCGGGGCUGGUGGUGCUGGCCAGGCCGCGGUGCUGAAGAACAGCACCGGAGCUGGAACACCGAGUAUGAGCUCAUCAGCUUCAAGUGGCUACGGGUCCCAGGCGGUCUCCUUGGGGAAUCUCACGAGUGACGACGCGUUGUCGCUGCGAUCGAUGAGUGUCGAUGAGACACCGGAUCUCGAUAGAUCUUCCUCGGCAUCCCCACCAACGAGAAAUGCUCGCACUGUGCCCGAAGCUACGACACCCUAUACGCCAAAUCAGAAGCGCGUUAAUCCCUUCCUCAAGGACAUGGUGACCGUCGAUGCUGCCACGGAAGUCCGUAAGCCCCUCACACCGACCAAAGAGCACCCCCUGCAGGAUCUUGCGGAGGAAGUGAGGAAUUCCGAUGAUGAGGACGAUGAGGAAUUGAGUAAUUACACCGCUGAGAAAAACUUCCCUGCUGUUGAUAUCAAUGAGAAUCGUCCCGUGAAGGAGGAUGAUUCGGGAUCUGAUGCCAGUGGGAGGAAUCGCAAUGGGCAGGAUGCCAUGAAGGUCAUUAAGAGGAAGAAGAGUCAAAAUUCAGGGCUCAAUAAUUCAAAUAGAGCUUCAUCCGAGACGGAUUCAUCCGAUAAAAUGGAAGAUGACAUCCAAGGCAAGGCGAUCGAUGCAAAUGUCCCCGAGUGGGUUGUUGUGGGUGAGAGUGUCCUCAUUCGCCCCUACAAUACAAGUGGAGUUAUUAGUUUUGUCGGCGGAACUCAUUUCCAGGGCGGCACGUGGGUUGGCGUGGAAUUGGACACCCCCACUGGGAAGAACGAUGGAACUGUCCAAGGUAUCACGUACUUCACAUGCAAGCCCAAGCACGGCAUUUUCGUGCGAGCUGAUAAAUUGAUUUUGGACAAACGAGGACGCGCCAUGAGAACGUACAAAGCCGAAAAGCUCAAAGGGGAGGAAGUGAAGCCGAAGGGCCGCACAGAGGCGGUGAAUGCAGUGCAAACGGGGCGCAAAUGAUUGUUCCACAAAUGUUCGCACCAAAAGGGCACCUCUGGGAACAAUUGUGCGUCUCAGGGGGUCCGGGUGGCGAGCAGGGGUGCCAAUGUGCCGCCGCGGAGAUUUAAGAAUUACUAAGAAAAGUCCACACUCUCUGACGCUUUAUGUCUGUGGUUUAAUUUUAAACAUUCUUUUACAAAAUGACCUUGUUUUACAAGAAAUUCUUUAAUGAAAAAUAUGACAAUUUUAUGCAUAUCUUGUUGAUGAAUUAUUUCAUUUAUUUCAAUCACAAAAACUCUUUUAUCACAUCGAAUUGAUGGAAUUUUUAUUUAAAUUUCUGUGAAGAUUUUUAAAUGUUUUUUGUGAUGCAUCUGUGGUGGAAAAAAAUCCACACACUGGGUUGGGUUGAGAUUUGAACUCGUAACUAAUGCAUUGAAAGGCAGAAGCGCUGUGCGCUAAGCCACGCAAUGGAUAAAAUCACGAUAAAGUGUAGGACAAGUGUGUGGAUUAUUUGUUUGAGAUUUUAACAUUGAAGGUGGUAAUUGAGGUGCAAUAAUUUAUCAAUAAAUUGAUUAAUUUUUCAUUUGAAAAAAUAUUAUCUUUCCCUUAUCAGUAUUGUUUUUUUUUUAAAUUUUAUUUUGCAAAAAAAGCGAAGAAAAAUGCAAUUGAAGGGACAUUCCAUUUCACAAGCACUUUCGCACAUUCUCUUCACUGAAAAUUUCAUUAGAAAAGAAAAGAAACAUAAAUAGAUAAUCUUUUAGAUGAUUAGUGAACUGAAUACUAAAAAAAUCUACUUUAAACAAUUUACUAAAAAUUAAAGAAAAAAAUGUCUAUUAAUCUAUUUGCAAAUGAAAAAACAACAUAAAAGUAUUCCAAACGAUAGAAUGCAUCUCAAUUCUGAGUUUUUUGCUUAUAAAUGUGUGGAAAAAUUAAGCAUUAGAUUAAAAGUAAAAAAAACAGCGCGCAUUUUAAAAAAAGAAAAAUGCAUUUUGAAUAGAAAAAAGAAAGCAUUUCAGAACUUCAUAAGCAAUUUUUACUGCUCAUUCUACAUAAAAGAAGGUAUAAAGGCAGAAAAGUUUAAUCAUAAGGUAAUGUUUAUUUGAUAAAGAAAGAAAGCAAAGAAGGAAACCCUAAAAGACAAAAAAAAAAAACACUAAAACUUCAUGAAACAUAAACAAAGUGAAUAUUAUCCAAAAAAAAAGAAACGGAGAAAUAGAGGAAAUAAUUAAGUGUGCCAAUUACCAAAAUAUCCACAAGAAAAUAAAAAAAAAUAUCAAAUUGAGUGAAUUUAGCGAUCAAGGAUGAAGAUUUAAAAGAAGUAUAAUGAAAAAAAAAACUGACAAAACGUCCCUUUUCACCAAAUAAAUGCAAAUAAAUGAAUUUUACACUCUUUUUAAAUAAGGCUCCAUCCAUGAAAAGAUAAAAUCAUUAAUUUUUACAAAAAAAAGAAAAGAUAAAUUUUAAAAGUAAAAAAUUUUUAAUGGGAUAUAAACUUUGUCCCAAAAAAAUUUUACCACAGAAUAAAAAAAUAUUUUAUUGCAAUUUUAAAAGGAAAUUUGCAAAAAUAAUUUUUAUGAAAAAGUAAAUGAAAAACUUACAAAUUGUGUAAAUAAAAAUGCAAAUUUUUGUCCAUCCAUUGGAAAAAUUUUUCUCUUUCAAACCUCGUAAGAAAAUGUGUUGAGAAAACUCAGCAUAAAUCGUCCAAAAUAAAGGAAAUUUUCGAAUUUUUGGCUCUAUUUUGAGAAAUAAAUUUCAAAACAUUGCCACAUGCAAAUGAAACUAUUAAUGAAAAUAUAAACAAUUGCAAAAUGAAAAAAAUAAACUUUGAGCACUUUUUUUUUAAGUUGAUGAAAUCAAAAAAAAAGAAAAAGAAUCUUUGGGAACUUGAAAUUUCGAAUUUGUAAAAAAUUUUUGGGAAAAUUUCAAAAAUUAAAAAAAAUAAUUGGUUGUGAUUGUAAGUAAUUAUUAUGUUCAACACCAAAAAUAUUUUUGAAGAGAAUGAAAAGUAGAUUUGAGCGGAAAAUUUGGAUUUUGAUUAGAAUGUUUCGUUUUGGUCAGAAGAAUUCUGAUUUUGGUCAGAAAAAUGUUCUUAUUCUUAGAAGACCAUUUGGCAGACUUUUCUGACAAAACCGAAUAUUCCUCAAGAAGCAAACUCUUUUAAUUUAAAAGUGAAAAAAAAUUAUUUGAUUAAAAAAAAGAAUUUAAAUUAAUUGAAAUUUUCAUCAAAAAAAAAAAAACAAAAUAUGAAUCUGAAAGAAAAAGAAAUAAAAAAUCAUCUAAAUAUGGAAAAUAAAACAUUUAAAUAAAAAUAUAAAAUUAUUGAAACCAUACAAAACCAAAACUAUCUCCUUUCUCAAUAAAGAACUGUCCAAAUAAGAAAUUUCAAGGGCUAAAAAUAAAUAUAAAAAAAUAAAUUCCAAAUUAUCUAAAAAUCCUGGAAAUUCACAAGAAAAAUGAAAGACAAAGUGCACAAACAUUGCCCAAAUAAAAUUUAUAAAAAAAAGCUUAUUAAAAACAACUUUUAAAAAUACAUUAAAAUAUUCUAUACAAAAAAAUAUUCAGACAUUUUUCUUCGUAAAUGUAAAUAAAAGAUAAAAUUAACAAAAAAAAAUAUGUGAGAUGAUCCCUAAAAAAAAACUUAUAUUCGUAUGAAAAAGUAAUAAGAGAGAGGGAGAAAAUUAGAAAUUUCUGCAAAGUAGGAAUUAGUAGAUUGAUAUAAAAUAUUAAUUAAAAAAAAUUCUAGCAAAACAAUGAAAAAAAAAGUAGAUUGGCAGCGAAAUUCUAGAAAGAGAGAGAACCCUAGAAAAACGUGUAGAUGUUUUAUUUAUGCGCUGUAUUAAGGAUUACACUGAAUAUUUGCAGUAAUACACUCUAAGUUUUUAAUCGUGAUAUAGAGCAAAGUUAGUGGGAUAAAUAUUAAUUUUUUUUUGUGAAAAGAUUAAAAAGAAAAAGGAUUUAUUUACAGUUUCUAUUUUUUAGUUGAAAAUAUUGCAUUGAAUCAUUGUGUUAUUAGUUGCGUAGAGAAAGAAAGAAUAAUUAAAAAACAAUUAGUUAGUGUUUUAUUUAAUUUUUUUUAAUAGAAUUGUAGAUUUUUUAAAUGUUGAUUUUCGUUCCUUCCAACAUUUUACGUUUCAAUUUGCCAUACAAAAAUAAAAGAAACUAAAAAAAAAUAUUUUAAUGAAUGGGGAGAAAAGGUAUUUAAACAAAAAAAAGGAAUAAAAAAACAAUUAAGAAAAAAACUAUAAAAAUAUUCGCUAUUUUGCCCAAAAUGAUAAGAAAAAAAAGUAGAGCAACUUAUAAUUUUAUAAGUAAAAGAUAAACAAACAAAAAAUAUGGAAAUAUAUUUAGGCGAGUGAGAAGAAAACAAAGCUAAUAAAAUAUAUUGUCAUAAAAAGGAGAAAAAGAAAGAAAAAAAACUUUAAAAAUAAAACAUAUGAAUAGCAAAGUCAUGUUCAUUCCAAAAUUGUAUGUUUAAAGUAAAUAAAAUUUCAGAAAAGUCUCAA